Molecule: messenger RNA, 2463 nt
Organism: Saccoglossus kowalevskii
Lineage: Eukaryota; Metazoa; Hemichordata; Enteropneusta; Harrimaniidae
Source: RefSeq, a predicted model, not a curated record
CAGAAAAGUUCAAGACAGGGAGUGUACAUGCUUACGUAUCUACCAAGGCGUCGUCUUUUAUAUAGUACUGUAAGUUACAGACUUGUUUUUGGAGUAUCGUAUCGUAUAGAGGCACGUGACCACGAUGGCUCAUUGUCGCGUCAAGUACUUUAGCGUAAUAAUGGCCAUCUUCACAGUGUGCCUCGUUUUCUCGUUACCAUGGCGACAGAAGAUAGAGAUAAAGAACGAGGAGGCCGGUUUACAGAUCAUUUUUAAGAAAACGUAAGUCAUUCGUCAUAGAUGGUAUUUAAUCUCAGAAUAACAGCUCAAGUUCUAUUCAUGACACUGGCUGACAAAAUUGACCCAUAUCUGCGAUGUCAGUCCAAAUCACGCCGCGCCGAGUACUUCGCUGCCAAUAUUGACCUUGAGUAGGCGUUGCCGCAAUGCAAUUUAUUCUCGUCAAAGUACAAAGUAACUGUUGUCGCGAAGAUACCUGUAAACAUACCAGGCUCUCCAAUCUUACAAUGGGCGGGAACUACAAAAGGAUUCUUGCUUAAAUCAGACAAUCGCAUCUGAGUUAUGCCAGGACAAGAUCAAAACGAGUGUUUCCCUCGUUGUGAAUGCUCAAAUGUCAGCCGACAAUCUGCAUCCAUUGCAACGAAAACGGCUGUCUUUUACGUCACCAAACUCAUCUUCCAGCUCCGAAUCGCAGGACAACAACAAAGAAUUAAGAUCACGUGGUAGAAACAUCCCCAGUGCAACAAAUACCAAACGCAACCUUUCAUUAGAAAUAUCUACACGAUUUCCUUGGCUGGUGAGGAAAAAUUAUCUCCCUAAUUUCUACACUAAACGCAACGCCUCGCGACAUUCUAAGCAACUAUACCAAGAUGCCUACAUCGCGUUCGUACACAACCAGAAGUCUGGCGGGAGCACGUUAAAAAUGUGUAUGAAAAAUAUGGCGCCCAGUAUCGGGGCGGACGAUCCGUUUAUCAUCUGCGAUGUAAAUGCUGGAAACUAUUACCAAAGCAUGGACACAGCGACUGUGCGGGUAUUUCACAAAUUCUACGCAGGGGGACACACGUUUCGACAAUGUGAUUAUACCACGCAUGCGUGUAGCUAUAUCACAAUUUUAAGGGACCCGUUCGAGAGAGCGAUAUCAUCAUACGAAUAUUGUAAGGUGCGAAAUGAGCUCCACUGCCAAAUACGAGACGCAACGAAAGUCAGUCUGCGUGAAUGGGCCAAGUUUCAAGGGAGUUUCUUCUUUCGCCAAUUGAUUUACAAUCCAGAGUACUGCACGGACAAGUUCGAUGGCGCCAUCGACGCCCUGAGAGUGAAGAAAGGGAUUCCAGAAGCCCCGCGACAAAUUCCGUGUUGGUAUCGGAACGAACUGAUGUUGAGCCAUGCGAUGACGACAGUAGACAAAGCGAAUGUUUUAGAUUACGUGCUAGAAAAUCUCGAAGACUGGUUCGCUAUGAUUGGCAUCAAUUCUGAAUACGAUAUUACCUUGCAACUGCUAGAGGGCGCAUAUCAGUUACCGUUCUCCCAGUGCUCGGGACAAGAGCUGAAUUACAACCCGUACAUAGCCGAAGGUGAAAUACGAACGCACAAACAAAGAAAUGAAAUCGUCGCAGACCUGAGAAAACAACUCUAUUCCGACCCCGAGGUGUUUGAUGCUUUAUAUUAUGACUUAAAGAUUUACCAAAAGGCACAGGAAAUAUUCUUGGAGCAAAAAAGGCUCUUUUUCAACAAAUAACCACCACAUCGGAAUAGCCAGGUACAUUUCAGGCAGACGCCAGGAAUACCCUUUUGUCUCCGACGAAAACUGCACAUAUUUACAACACUUCGCGGCUGUUAAAGAGACUCAACGCUUCAAAAUUCAUUUACACUACGUAUUGCAUAUGGGGGGGGGGUAUAAAGUUCAGUGGCUGGUUUAUCUUACGUAUGCUACUAGUAUGUAACAGUGUCGUCACCGUUAGCGUAAAAGUACUCGCCUCAGUAACUUAUGCAAUACGCGAAACACAGUUAUACAACCCUAAGUCAAACGCAUUCUAUCGGGAAUUUCCGGUGGGCGAAAGCAAUCGAGUACAUAUACCACACUGCAAUUAAAGUGCCUUUACGAUAAAUAACUGGCGUUGAAAUGUUGAAAAGUGAAAGCAAUGUCGUUUUUGCUAUACGGUCAAUCUUAUUUAUCGUCAUCGCUAGAGGGCGCAACCUUUCACAAAGGUCUAUUGCCUUGCAUUAUUUUUCACUGAUAUCCCUCCGCGUAUCAGAUUUACUUCGUCUCUCAUAGAGAAAUACUACAUUACAUCAAUUUUGAUGUGAGAUUUUUUAAUGAAUUCUAUAUUGAAUUUUAUUUACCAAAGAACCUUUUUUAUUGACACAUGGAUUUGCGUAUUUUUUUAACUACGAACAAUAUGAACAAUUAUCUACUGUGUAGAUCAUUAAUAAUCUUAUUUAGCAAUAAAUCUACUAAUAUUUAUCAUU